Molecule: messenger RNA, 1029 nt
Organism: Hemisphaericaspora subhashii
Lineage: Eukaryota; Fungi; Ascomycota; Pichiomycetes; Serinales; Debaryomycetaceae
Exons: 1
Coding region: 1-1029 (342 amino acids)
Source: RefSeq, a predicted model, not a curated record
AUGAAGUUAUCUCAUACUACAUUAUUAGCUAUCUUAGCUACCUUCACCGCUGCCCAAUCCUUGCCAUCCGAAAUCCAAGCUUCAAACUCUUUUGAAUUAACCAAAAGACAAGAAGAAUCAAUUACUGACUUAAUCAACACCAUUAAUGAAUUCAAAGUCAAACGUAAUGAUUUCCAAGAUAGCAAUGAACUCGCCAAGAGAGAAUAUCAAAUCGUAACUGAAGUUUUAGCAGCUGUUAAUAAUUCCCAAUUGGCUCCAGCUGUUUUACAAUAUUUCGUUACUAAUCCAACCUUCCAACCAAUUAUUAUUAAUGGAGUAAUUACUGUAUCUAAAUUAGGAUUAAUUCCUUUAGAAACUGUUCUUCAAGUUGUUACUGAAUCUAAUUUGGCUACCAAUGUUAUUCAUGAUUUAAUUUCUGAUUGUUCUUUAUAUGUUGACUUAUUCAAUAUUGCUAAACCAAUUAUUGCUGAUAUGGUCGAUAAAAUCAAAGAUGCAAUUUUAUCCGGUGUUACUAGUUUAAUUACUAGAGAUGACAAAGGUGCAUUAAAUGAAUUUGUAUUUGAUGAUGCCGCAAUGGAGAAGAGAGAUACUGAAGAUGUUGUUGUUAAUUUAUUGGAAUCUCUUUAUAGUUCAGGAUUGGCAACUAGUGUGGUUAAAAGUAUUUUAACUGAUACUAGUUAUAUUCCAUUUGCAAUUAAUUUAGUUAAAGCAAUGUUAGCUAAUAACUUAAUUAAUCUUUCUAGUUUAUUAAAUGCUUUGAAACAAUCAGGAUUAGCUGAACAAUUAUUCCAAAGUUUAGUUAAUAUGAGUACUGUACAAACUGUUAUUACUAAUUCAUUUGCUGCAUUUGCUGGUACUUGUUCAGGUACUACUCCUUCAGGAACUGGUUCUGGAAGUGGUACUGGUGCUGGAACUGGUACUGGUACUACUAUUACUGGUUCAACUGUUACUGGUUCAACUGGUAAUGCUGGUAAUGGUAAUGUUGUUUGUAGAAAGGUAAGGAGAAGAAGAAGAAGAGAUCUUUACUAG